GGCUCCAUUGUCCCAGAGAUUCCUGAGGUAUGCCACAUAAUCCAGUUUCUCAGGCCAUGCAGACACAGAACAUGGGUCAGAGUGGUAUUAAUGAGCAGUGUAAUUUCCAGGUAUGUUCUUAGAUCUCAUAGCAGGUAUGUGGCCUGGUCACCAACAAUCCACCCAGAAAGAACACACAGGAAGCCCUGCAAUUUUACCUUUAACAACUUAACUCCACCAAUCUUUCUGGAUGCUCCUCCAAGCAUAUAGGGCUUGGCUGGGGACUAGGGACAUAAUGUUGACAAGUACUCAGACUGUACCCUUGAGAAGCUCUCUAUCUGUAAGGCAAAGAGGUGUGUAGACCAACUAUGGGACUGGAGGGUAGAAAGGAUGAUAAUAGAACUGGGGCUGGGGGAUAGAAAUUUCCCAGAGGAUGAAGUGGUUAUAUCUGUUCAAGGAUAUUGAGGAGGAAAGACUCUAACAGAGGGGAUUCUGUUGGAUCUAGGUUUGAAGGAUGAGUAAGGAUCCUUGUAGGGGGUAUAGGGGCAUUUCUAGGCAGAGAAGACAACAUCAGUAAAGAUGUGUAGAUCUACACUUUCUUGUUUGCAGAGUUUCAAGUAUUUAGAGGUGCAGGGAGCCAUGCUGACAAGGACAGGUUAGAGAUUGAAGGACAGUAAUUUUAAUUAGUUUCUGUAACUUUUGAAAUUACCGGUAACACUGAGUUGUUUAUUGAUUUCCCACAGAAUGUGAACUCAUAGAAGGUCAAAUUUGGAGUGUCCAGGACACUUUGUCAGCACUCCUGGCUGGGGAGCACCUGUGGGUGGAGCUCAGGUGGCCGCACUACUGGCUGUUGCUCUAGCCCCGCCCCCUUUUCAGUAUAUACAUCCCAGCCUCACUGAAUCACGGCUGGUGAGAGGGGAAGCUCCGCACCCAUAGGCCGGCAAGGACCAGCACACACUGCUGAACGGAAGCAGAGAGAAUUCACAGAGGAAAAGUGGCCAUGGACCUGAUCCCAAGCUUUUCCAUGGAAACCUGGCUUCUCCUGGCUACCAGCCUGGUCCUCCUUUAUCUCCCCUUCCUUUUUACCAGCAGCAGCAUGAUGCUGUCAAGAAGAGGGAAACUUGAAAGAAUCAGAAAAAUUCACCCAGCCCACCCUCUGCCUUUUUAUGGAGCCAUAUAUGGGACCUCCACACAUGGACUUUUUAAGAAGCUGGGAAUUCCUGGGCCAAAACCUCUGCCUUUUGUGGGAACUGCUCUGGCCUACCGUAAGGGUGUUUCUGUUUUUGACAUGGAAUGUUUUAGAAAGUAUGGAAGAACAUGGGGGAUUUAUGAUGGGCGACAGCCUGUGUUGGCUAUAACGGAUCCGGACAUGAUCAAAACAGUAUUAGUGAAAGAAUGUUACUCUGUCUUCACAAACCGGCGGGCUCUUGGUCCAGUGGGAUUCAUGAAAAGUGCACUCUCUUUGUCUGAGGAUGAAGAAUGGAAGAGGAUGCGAACAUUGUUGUCCCCUACUUUCACUAGUGGAAAGCUCAAGGAGAUGUUCUCCAUCAUUGGCCAAUAUGGAGAUGUGUUGGUGAAGAAUGUGAGGAAGGAGGCUGAGAAAGGCAAGCCUAUCAACUUGAAAGACAUCUUUGGGGCCUACAGCAUGGAUGUGAUUACCAGCACAUCGUUUGGAGUGAACAUUGAUUCCCUCAGCAACCCACAGGAUCCCUUCGUGGAAAAUACUAAGAAGCUCUUAAAAUUUGAUUUCCUUGAUCCAUUAUUCUUCUCAAUAAUACUGUUUCCAUUCCUUACCCCAGUUUUUGAAAUGCUAAAUAUCUGGCUAUUUCCAAAAAGAGUUACUGAUUUUUUCAAGAAAUCUGUAGAAAGGAUAAAGGAAAGUCGCCUCAAAGAUAAACAAAAGCACCGAGUGGACUUUCUUCAGCUGAUGAUUAACUCCCAGAAUUCCAAAGAAAUGGACACCCAUAAAGCUCUGUCUGAUCUGGAACUCGUGGCCCAGUCUAUUAUCUUUAUUUUUGCUGGCUACGAGACCACUAGCACUUCUCUUUCCUUCCUUUUGUAUGAACUGGCCACUCACCCUGAUGUCCAGCAGAAACUGCAGGAGGAGAUUGAUGCGACUUUCCCCAAGAAGGCACCACCCACUUAUGAUGCCCUUGUACAGAUGGAGUAUCUGGACAUGGUGUUGAAUGAAACUCUCAGAUUAUACACAAUCGGUGGUAGACUUGAGAGGAUUUGUAAGAAAGAUGUGGAAAUCAGUGGUGUGUUUAUUCCCAAAGGGACAGUGGUGAUGGUGCCAGUGUUUACUCUUCACCGAGACCAGGAUCUCUGGCCAGAGCCUGAGGAGUUCCGCCCUGAAAGGUUCAGUAAGAAGAACAAGGACAGCAUAAAUCCUUAUACAUAUCUGCCUUUUGGAACUGGACCCCGAAACUGCAUUGGGAUGAGGUUUGCAAUCAUGAACAUGAAACUCGCCCUUGUCAGAGUCCUGCAGAACUUCUCCUUCAAACCUUGUAAAGAAACACAGAUCCCCAUGAAAUUAAGCACUCAAGGGUUAAUUCAACCAGAAAAACCCAUUGUUCUCAAGGUUGAGCCAAGAGAUGGCAGUAUGAGUGGAGCCUGACUUUCCCAUUGGGCCUCCCCUUUGUUCUUCAAGAAGCUGUAUCCCAGAUCACCAGAGACCUCAAUUUCCUUUGUGAGUAAAACCCAGAAAUGAAGAUGGCCUGCAUCUACUGCCCAUGACAGAUGACUAGGCCUUCCAUACCUUCAUUUAGCCUUUUUGGUGUCUGUGUGGAGCAUUCUGUAUUGUGGAGAGUGAAGGAGGUGAUCAAUAAGUGCCAGAGAUAUAGACUCAGCCUGUCUGGUUCACACAGACUACCCCCAGUUAGUACCAUCUGUUCCCCUGAACAAGAAUAAAACUUUCUCAACAAUUUUAUCAACCUA
Molecule: messenger RNA, 2916 nt
Organism: Lutra lutra (Eurasian river otter)
Lineage: Eukaryota; Metazoa; Chordata; Mammalia; Carnivora; Mustelidae
Product: cytochrome P450 3A12
Exons: 14
Coding region: 980-2596 (538 amino acids)
Biological process (GO): steroid metabolic process; oxidative demethylation
Molecular function (GO): oxidoreductase activity, acting on paired donors, with incorporation or reduction of molecular oxygen, reduced flavin or flavoprotein as one donor, and incorporation of one atom of oxygen; heme binding; iron ion binding
Source: RefSeq, a predicted model, not a curated record